AUAAAUAUUAAGCGUGGUCGAGAGCUGGCUCUCAGUUUGGGACUGGCCAACUUGGCUGAUAAGGCCAUCUCUUUGCCAGGCAGUGUGAAGAGUACGAUAGCCAAUUUGGUGGGCCUACCUACACUUGUGGGUUACUCUGCAGCCACUUUUGAAACGACCGAUGCUGCCUCUCCUACCUCCCCCUUUAUCAGUGAUCCAGCUCCGGCUUCUACUCCUGCCUUUUCCUCUCUUGUUCUUGGUUCGUGUUCUCACUCUGACAACUUAGUGACUAAAGCUGAUAGUACCGUUAUGUUGCCUGAUCAGAUAGUCAAUUUGUCGUCAAGUUUUGAUGAUGAAAACCAAGAAGACUCCGACGGGGAGGAUGCGGAACAGGUGAGGCUUGGAGCUAAGAUCGGGCUUCACUGCCAAUCUUGA
Protopolystoma xenopodis is the source of this 414-nucleotide messenger RNA. NCBI's taxonomy places the organism in Eukaryota, Metazoa, Platyhelminthes, Monogenea, Polystomatidea, Polystomatidae. The record is from the annotation of a GenBank genome assembly.